Podospora pseudopauciseta is the source of this 2590-nucleotide messenger RNA. RefSeq lists its product as uncharacterized. Gene Ontology annotation, molecular function: zinc ion binding; DNA-binding transcription factor activity, RNA polymerase II-specific. Bases 95 to 1561 code for a protein of 488 amino acids. NCBI's taxonomy places the organism in Eukaryota, Fungi, Ascomycota, Sordariomycetes, Sordariales, Podosporaceae. Gene Ontology annotation, biological process: regulation of DNA-templated transcription. The record is from RefSeq and is a predicted model, not a curated record. The transcript is spliced from 3 exons.
AAACCACAGACAGAGAUUUUCGAACCGCCUGGGAUCUCUCUUCUCUUUUUUGAUUGCUCAAUUCCCCGUUCGACUUGCCCUGCCUCUCACAACCAUGCGCCACACGCUCCGGCGGUCGUGCUCUGCAUGCGCAAAGUCCAAACACAGCUGUGAUCUUGGCACUCCCCGCUGCUCCCGCUGUGUCAAACGCAAGGUCCAGUGUUUGUAUGCAAAUGAACCCUUGACUGCCCCUCAAAAGAAGACAAUCAUCCUCCCCGUUGGCACCAGGUUCUCGUCUGUUGAUCCUUUCGAGUCCUACCCGCAGACCAGACUGCCCCGAAGCCACGUCCAGCGUCUCAUUCACAGCUUUCUCCACAAGAUUGCCUUUCAAUACUACCCUCUGGAUCUCAGCCCAACCUCGAACCCCUUUCUGGUGUCUUGGUGGCCCCAAGCGCUCGGUGAUCCAGCCCUGUUUCACGUCUCACUACAGACGGCAUGCCUCGACGAGGAGCUGCUGGCCCAGAGGGGGUUUCAGGCUUCGACGGUGCUCAUGGCUGAUUCAGUGGCAUUGCUGCGCCGAAAGGUCGAAGACUCGGCUCUUGCAGUCCAAGACGGGACCAUGAACUCUGUUAUCACGCUGGCGGCUAUCGAGUUUGGGAAAGGCAACACGAGGGUCAGUGAGAUGCAUGUGGCUGGAGUCAAGAGACUGGUCGACCUACGAGGCGGCAUCAGCUCUGUAAGGCGAACGAGUCCACUUACAGCGAGGAUGGUCAGUUGGGUAUCACUGCUCGUCAUGGGCCAUCCACAAUUCGACACUCAAGAUGACGCCGGCAUUGGAGACGGCAUACCUCCAAUACCAGAAUGGCGGCUGGACUUGCCCAUUCUCGAGGACCAACUUGGCAACCUCAAUAUCGACCAUCCCGUCAAGAACGUUCUCACACGCCUUCGCUGCGUUUUUGAACGGGCACAAUCCGCCCCAUUCCCCAACACACGACUGCACGACCUCACAUGCUUUGCAGUACACCGUCUCUUGCUCACCGCCGCUGGGGCCCAUGUAUCAUCGCCCACGACCGAGUGCAUCCGUUACGGCAUUGUUCUCUACAUGUUCAUCAUCCAGGGGCCAACCUACUUCUCCCACGCCGUGCUCAUGAACAAACUGGUCACCAACCUGAGGCAACACCUCGAGCAGCAGCAAUUCGAGUUCGCAGCACACCAAGACGUCAACGUCUGGCUUGCCGCAGUCGGGCUGGUAGCCUCCGCCAACAACACGGCUCACUACGAGUGGUUCGCCGAACGAGCACGGGCGGCAUCGGCUUCGUUGCAAUUACGCAGCUGGACCGACACAUUAUCUUGCAUCAAGAGGGUGCUCUGGCUCGAGACGGUACACAGCGAAGGCAUUUUCCGACCACAUUGGGACAUGUUUUUUAUAUCAAGCCACAAUGACGUGGCCACUACAGAUAUCAGCCAGCCGACAACGCCCCGUUCACUAGUAGCGAUACGGUCACUGCCAAGGGGAUCACCGCCAGGGAAAAAGCAGAGCGGUGUUGUGACUAGCAGUAUGGAUGUCAUAGGUUUUGGGUAGACAUGUGGGCUUAAUGAAGAAAAAAAAAAAACUGUAUGACCCUACUACUAGUUUCAUGCUGCUUGAAAAAAAACUUUAAAUUUGACAUAUGUAGGAUAAGGAAAUAUUUAUCUAGUGGUAUUCCUAUAUCGAUCAGUUGUUUUGAAAACCCCUCACCACCACCCCCCCCAAUCCCAUUUUCAACCCGACGCCAGCGGCACCCUACUCGCCCUACUACCAUCCCCCAUCUCAACCUCCCACCUCCCUUGCUUCUCUCCCCUAACCCUAACCACGACCUCCACAUCCCGCUUGGGAUUUAAAACAGUAACCGGAUCAGCAAACUCCAACCCCGGCUUCUCCUCCCACUCUGUCCCCUCAGCAGGAUGGAUAUCAGUCCUGACAACCAGCAUAGCCACCAAAAUCAAUAUCUCCGUCGCGGCGAACUGCCUUGCAGGACAGAGAUGCGGCGGGGCGCCCCAAGCAAGAAAAUCCGCACCGCCCCUUUUGAGAUUUGGAUCCAUGAACCGCUCAGGAACGAAAUCUCGAGCGGUCGGGCCGUAGGUGGAUUGGGAGUAGUGGAUUGCGUGGCCUGGCAUCUGGAGGUAGUUCCCUUCCUUCAGCAAAAGCUUGCCGCUGUCCAAAAGAGUGUUGGUUGUGACUUUCCGGAUGGCGGCGUGGAUGUGUCUUGUCCGUUGGGUUUCCUGAAAGGUGGAGAGGAGGAGCGGGCAUGAGGUUUUGAGGUUGGUCAGGUUGAGGAUGUGACGAGGGCCGGAGGUGGUGAUGGCAAAAGUGAGGAUUUCGGAGCGGAUCGAGGACAAAAGAGCAGGCCGGGAAAAAAUCUCGUAGAUGGUCCAGAAAAAGGUCGGGACUGUGUUGGAGAGCAUUCCUAUUGGGAGUGUGGCUUGUUGUUUGGAGGCUUCUGACACGGAAAGGCCAGAGGAGAGGAGGCACUGCCAGCGGGAGAGGAAGAGGGAGGAGGUGUCCGGGGGGAUGGAGGUGCAGUAUUUUGCGUGGGCGGCAAAGACGACGGCUCGGGCAUGGUAGCCGUGG